Molecule: messenger RNA, 2104 nt
Organism: Gossypium raimondii (Peruvian cotton)
Lineage: Eukaryota; Viridiplantae; Streptophyta; Magnoliopsida; Malvales; Malvaceae
Product: probable boron transporter 7
Exons: 11
Coding region: 1-1995 (664 amino acids)
Biological process (GO): monoatomic anion transport; transmembrane transport; monoatomic ion homeostasis
Cellular component (GO): plasma membrane
Molecular function (GO): solute:inorganic anion antiporter activity
Source: RefSeq, a predicted model, not a curated record
AUGGAAAACAACAAACGUCCAUUUUCGGGUAUAAUCAGCGAUUUCAAGGGACGAAGAGCAUGUUAUCGGCAUGAUUGGGCCAGUGCAUUCUGCUCAGGCUUUCGGAUAUUAGCUCCGACGACCUAUAUCUUCUUUGCUUCCGCUCUUCCAGUUAUUGCUUUCGGAGAGCAAUUGAGUCGAGACACAGGUGGCACGCUUAGCACGGUGGAAACAUUGGCUUCCACCGCCAUCUGCGGUAUCAUACACUCAAUUAUCGGCGGUCAACCUAUGUUGAUAGUCGGUGUUGCGGAACCGACGAUUAUAAUGUACACUUACUUGUACAAUUUCAGUAUAGAAAGACCAGAACUGGGCAAAGAACUUUAUUUGGCUUGGACAUCAUGGGUCUGUUUAUGGACCGCGAUGAUGCUCGUUCUGCUCGCCAUAUUCAACGCUUGCGUCAUAAUCAACCGGUUUACGAGGAUCGCAGGCGAGCUUUUCGGCAUGUUGAUCACUGUUCUUUUCCUUCAAGAAGCGAUUAAAGGCGUGGUCAGUGAAUUCCAUAUGCCGGAAGGUGGAGAGUCUCAUGGGGAGACACAUCAGUUCCACUGGCUAUACACUAAUGGAUUGCUAGCAGUCAUUUUCUCGUUCGGGGUCCUAUACACGUCUCUAAUGACACGGAACGCGAGAUCGUGGCGCUACGGAACAGGUUGGCUUCGAAGUUUAAUCGCAGACUACGGUGUUCCACUAAUGGUCUUGGUUUGGACAGCAUUGUCAUAUACCGUACCCCGGAAAGUCGAUUCCGGAGUUCCCAGAAGGUUGUACUGUCCACUUCUAUGGGAACCCGAAUCACUAUAUCAUUGGACAGUAGUGAAGGACAUGGGAAGGGUUCCACCAUUGUACAUCUUUGCUGCCAUUAUACCGGCAUCGAUGAUAGCUGGUUUAUAUUUCUUCGAUCACAGUGUCGCAUCGCAGCUGGCACAACAAAAGGAGUUUAACCUUAAGAAACCCUCUGCUUACCAUUGGGAUAUCUUGAUCCUUGGGAUUACGACAUUCGUUUGCGGAUUGCUUGGACUCCCUCCUUCGAAUGGUGUCCUACCGCAAUCUCCUAUGCAUACCAAGAGCCUUGCGGUUCUCAACAAGCAGAUGAUUCGGAAAAAAAUGGUGAAAAGUGUCAAGGAAGGCAUGAAACAAAAAGCAAGCCAAUCCGAAAUCUACGGAAGAAUGGAAGCCGUGUUCAUUGAAUUAGAUGCAUCCCCUGCUCAUGAUUCAGCAGACAAAGAAUUGAGGAACUUAAAAGAAGCCAUGAUGAAAGACGACGGCGGGAACAACGGUAAAGAAAAAUUCGAUCCCGAGAAACACAUCGACGCUUAUUUACCCGUUAGAGUUAAUGAGCAACGGAUGAGCAACCUGUUGCAAUCAAUCCUUGUUGCAAUACCAAUGUUCAUUGUACCCGUAAUAAGAAUGAUCCCUACAUCGGUACUAUGGGGAUAUUUCGCCUACAUGGCCAUCGAUAGUCUCGAAGGUUGCCAAUUUUGGGAAAGGAUAUUGCUACUCUUCAUUACCCCGAGCCGUCGUUAUAAGGUCUUGGAAACCUUACAUGCAUCAUAUUUGGAGUUGGUACCAUUCAAGGCCAUUUUGUUGUUCACAUUGUUCCAAAUUGCGUAUUUCAUUAUAUGUUUUGGGGUCACAUGGAUACCUAUUGCUGGGAUAUUGUUCCCGGUACCUUUCUUCCUUCUCAUCAGUAUCCGGCGACACGUCCUCCCAAAAUUUUUCCAGCCUGAACACCUUCAAGAACUCGAUGCCGCCGAGUACGAAGAAAUCAUUGGUACCCCGAGAAAAGUAUCACUCCAGGAAGGGGAAUCAUCAAAUGGCGCAGAAGGCACUGAUGAUGAUUUCCAUGAUGCUGAGAUAUUGGAUGAAAUGACAACUAGCAGAGGAGAGCUUAAGCUUAGAACUAAAAGCUAUAAAGAAGACAGAUUAUAUCAGGUUCAUCCAGAGAAUCCAAGGAAUGGCUAAGAGCAAAAUUGCAAUAAUAAAUUGGAAUGGUAUUUACAAGCUGAUCCAGAAAAUCCCUGGCUGGAGAGCAAAGCUGCAAUAAUAAAUUAGCAGAAAAUCACCCCCCAAG